GGUUCUUAUGCAGAAGAUUGCUGCCUAGUCAGGACAGAUCACUCAACUUCAAUUACCUGGUUUUCCUCCCCUAGGUCUACCAUCAAUAGUCUUUACUUUUCUAAGAGAAGCAGAAAAUGAACAGAUUGCAGGGGCCAGUGUCAUUCAGGGAUGUGGCUGUGGACUUCACCCAGGAGGAGUGGCAACAGCUGGACCCUGAUGAGAAGAUAACAUACAGGGAUGUGAUGCUGGAGAACUACAGCAAUCUAGUUUCUGUGGGGUAUGAUAUUACCAAACCAAAUGUGAUCAUUAAGUUGGAGCAGGGAGAAGAGCCAUGGGUAAUAGAAGGUGAAUUCCCAUGUCAAAGUCAUCUAGAAGAAGUCUGGAAAGCUGAUGACCUGAUAGAGGGAAUCCAAGAGAAUGAAGGGAAAUAUUCAAGGGAAGCUGUUCAUAUCAAUAGCAAAACCAUGAUUGAAGAGAGAGAGAAUACCUUUGAUAAAACUUAUAAUAUGGAAACAAGCCUUGUUCCUUCAAGCAUAAUAGCUCAUAAUUGUGUCUCAUGUGGAAAGAAUUUAGAAUCUAUUUCAGAAUUAAUUAGUAGUGAUGGAAGCUAUGCAAAAAGGAAACAUGAUGAAUGUAAUGAAUGUGGGAAAACAUAUGAUGGAGAGAAACCCUAUGAAUUUAAUCAAAAUGGGAAUGGCUAUUCUCAAAAUGAAAAAAGUAUUCUUCAGAAAAUUAAUAUUUUGGAGAAACCCUUUGAAUAUAAUGAAUGCUUGGAAGCCUUAGACAAUGAAGCUGUUUUCAUUACUCAUAAGAGAGCUUACAUGGGGGAGAAGCCCUAUGAGUGGAAUGAUUCUGGACCAGACUUCAUCCAGAUGUCAAAUUUUAAUGCAUAUCAGAGAUCACAAAUGGAAAUGAAGCCCUUUGAAUGCAGUGAAUGUGGAAAAUCCUUCUGUAAAAAGUCAAAAUUUAUUAUACACCAGAGGGCUCAUACAGGAGAAAAACCUUAUGAAUGUAAUGUAUGUGGGAAAUCCUUCAGCCAAAAGGGUACCCUCACUGUACAUCGGAGAUCACACUUAGAGGAGAAGCCCUAUAAAUGUAAUGAAUGUGGCAAAACCUUCUGUCAGAAGUUACAUCUCACUCAACAUCUAAGAACUCAUUCAGGAGAGAAACCCUAUGAAUGUAAUGAAUGUGGGAAAACUUUCUGCCAAAAGACACAUCUCACCCUACACCAGAGAAAUCAUUCAGGAGAGAGACCCUAUCCAUGUAAUGAAUGUGGGAAAUCCUUCUCCCGAAAAUCAGCUCUCAGUGACCAUCAGAGAACACACACAGGAGAGAAACUUUAUAAAUGUAAUGAUUGUGGAAAAUCCUACUACCGAAAGUCUACCCUUAUUACACAUCAGAGAACACACACAGGAGAGAAGCCCUAUCAAUGUAGUGAAUGUGGAAAAUUCUUUUCUCGGGUAUCAUAUCUCACUAUACAUUACAGGAGUCAUUUAGAAGAGAAACCUUAUGAAUGUAAUGAAUGUGGCAAAACCUUCAAUUUAAAUUCAGCCUUCAUUAGACAUCGGAAAGUACACGCAGAAGAGAAAUCCCAUGAAUGUAAUGAAUGUGGAAAGUUGUCUCAGUUGUCAUAUCUUACUGACCAUCAUACAAAUCAUUUAGGAGAGAAACCCUAUGAAUGUACUGAAUGUGGGAAAACCCUCCUUGUAAAUUCAGCCCUCAGUGGGCAGCAGUCACUUCCAAAAGGGGAGAAAUCCUAUGAAUGUAGUAUAUGUGGAAAAUUAUUCUCUGAGUUGUCAUACUACACUGAACAUUAUAGAAGUCAUUCAGAAGAGAAGCCCUAUGGAUGUAAUGAAUGUGGGAAAACCUUCUCUCAUAAUUCAUCUCUCUUUAGACAUCAGAGAGUACACACAGGCGAGAAACCCUAUGAAUGUUAUGAAUGUGGAAAAUUCUUCUCUCAGAAGUCAUAUCUCACUAUACAUCAUCGAAUUCAUUCAGGAGAGAAACCCUAUGAAUGUAGUAAAUGUGGAAAAGUCUUCUCUCGGAUGUCAAACCUCACUGUACACUAUAGAAGCCAUUCAGGAGAGAAACCGUAUGAAUGUAAUGAAUGUGGGAAAGUCUUUUCUCAGAAGUCAUACCUCACUGUACAUUAUAGAACUCAUUCAGGAGAGAAACCUUAUGAAUGUAGUGAAUGUGGGAAAAAAUUCCACCACAGAUCAGCCUUCAAUAGCCAUCAGAGAAUUCAUAGAAGAGGGAAUAUGAAUGUACUUGAUAUGGAAAAUUUCUGAAGUCAAGUCUUAAUUUUUAGAAAACCAUCUGAAUAUAAUGAAUAUAGGAAAUCCAACAGGGAUUGUGUUUGUCUGAGAGUUCAUGUUCCUCAAUGGGGGAAAGCAUUUAGGUAUUAGAUUCAUUUUAAUCUGAAUUUUUAGGGAGAAGAACCCUUAACAAUGCAACGAGAAAAACCUUCAGCAAGAUCAUACAACUCAUUGGACACUAAAUAACAUAUACAGGACUGAAAUUUUAUAAAUAUUUAAUAUUUAUUUUGUAUUCAAAUUAUAUUUACAUAUCAGGGAAUCAUAAUAAGGCAAAAUCUGUCAAUAUGAUGAAUGUGGAAAAUACGUCUUGGAAAUUCUGAAAGCCAUAUUUCUGAUCUAAAAUAAGAUGUUUAUAGGAAAGAUAACAGAAGCUAUUAGCUCUCAGUUAAACCUUCAUUGUAUAAAAUGAAGUUUUAAAAUCAUCAGGAGUUGAUCAUGAGGUCAGUAGCAUAAAAUAAGUAUAUGGCAGUUCCUAUCUGUUUUUUAAAAUGCAGUCUAUCAGCGAGCCUGGAUAGCUCAGUCGGUAGAGCAUCAGACUUUUAAAAUGCAGUCUAUCUAAUUCUAUGCAAGUUUGGAUUUGAGUAAUUUAUGGAAAGGCAGUAUUAUUUGAGUAUUACAAUGGUAAAACAUACAGGAUGUGUUGGUGAGAUAUUUGAUAGGUAUAAAAUUGUAAAAUACAUAAUUUUUCUGUACUUUAGAGGAACUUACAAGUGGGUUUUUAAUGAAUGUCUCAUCAGUAGAGGAGGCUGUGAUUUUUGUGAAGUUUUCAAAUGUACCUGAGCAAAAAAAAUUUUUAAUACUAUUUUGAUAAAUAAUUUAUACAUAAUUUGGAAUUAAGUCUAUUUCAGUGAAAGAGAAUAAGCAUACUGCUCAUACUUCUAAAAUAUCCCCAACUCUCAUACCACUCUUAUUUUUUAAUUGAUAGGUUUGAUUGUGCAGAUUGCCAGUAUUAUGUAAUUCAGCAAUUUUAUCUGAAGUUUUACUUGAUAUAAAUCUAGUGUCAUUAUUUUGUGCAUUGCCCCUUAUUCCCAGUAUUUUGGAACAAAUUAAUACAUGGUUCUAGCAGACA
Galeopterus variegatus (Sunda flying lemur) is the source of this 3366-nucleotide messenger RNA. RefSeq names its product RB-associated KRAB zinc finger (gene RBAK). The transcript has 4 exons. NCBI's taxonomy places the organism in Eukaryota, Metazoa, Chordata, Mammalia, Dermoptera, Cynocephalidae. Gene Ontology annotation, biological process: regulation of transcription by RNA polymerase II. Gene Ontology annotation, cellular component: nucleus. Gene Ontology annotation, molecular function: DNA-binding transcription factor activity, RNA polymerase II-specific; RNA polymerase II transcription regulatory region sequence-specific DNA binding. The record is from RefSeq and is a predicted model, not a curated record. Bases 117 to 2270 code for a protein of 717 amino acids.